UGAUCAUUUCAGUGCCUGAUAUCCUCAUUGCUUUGGCGGUGCUCGUAAUUCUGUCAGCCAAUCCUUGCUUCUGAUCGUCCAAUACAUUCCAUCGACCCUCCAUGACACCUAUUCUCGUGCUGCGGACGCAUCACAAGAGAUAUCAGGUCGGUAUAACAUGGUUCCUCUGACCUUGUGGGCGCAGUCACACCAGAAUGAUGUCAUGAUACUUGUGACAAUAUGGAUGUUAACAUCGAUCCUUGGCAAGGCAUGCAGUGGGAUUAUUAUGCACGCUAUUCCAUCUGUCGAAUUUGCAAGGAACGCCCUUCAGCACUUUGCUUGGGAAUGGGGUCUCGAUGUCAAGCUUCAACGCCACGUAGAUAAAAUAAUGAUGUCCCUUAUUGAUGCCAGAAACGCCCUCCAACAUCUCGAAAAAGCCUCCUCCUUAUUACAGCACGUACCUUUCAAUUUCAGCAGUGCUGUCGGCCAGCGGAAUGGAUGGUUCUGAGAGAAAGUCAAUCGUACCGUCGACGAAGAAGCGCGCGCAUUGCUCUUCCUCUAGAUGUCUUUCCACAUGCUCGGCAAAAGUGGAUGACGAAGUUGAACCCCUUUCUAACAGGUAGGACUGGCAAAUCCUCGGUACCGGGAGGUUAUUUCCGCG
This is a messenger RNA of Guyanagaster necrorhizus, 640 nucleotides long. RefSeq lists its product as uncharacterized. The transcript has a single exon. The record is from RefSeq and is a predicted model, not a curated record. Bases 158 to 487 code for a protein of 109 amino acids. NCBI's taxonomy places the organism in Eukaryota, Fungi, Basidiomycota, Agaricomycetes, Agaricales, Physalacriaceae.